GAACUCGGUUGCCUAGCGACCAGUGGAAGUGUAGCGUCAGCUAGCCAGCUAGCCAGCUAGCUAAGUGGUUUGCUAACACAUGGAUUAUGUCUCAGAAACUCGGCCAUUAAAUGCCUCCGAAAAGAAAAGGACCUCUGCAGCUCGUGCAGAGAGAAGUGGACGGCAUCAAGAAGCAGGUGGACAGUCUGGUGAAGGAUGUGCAGCGUCAGGUUGGAUCCACUGAAGAGGCAUUUCGAAGAUGUCAAGAACUGCAGAUGUCGUCAGAGAAGACGCUGAGGACGCUGAGGAAACUCACAAAGGCUGAUGAGCUGGCUCCUGUGGGAAACUACGACCAAAGGAAACAGGAAGAGGAGACACGGCUGCAGAACAUCCUGGAGCGUCUGAACAUACUCUCUCUGGAGCUUUCACCACCAGGACCGAGCACAGCUGCCGGCUAUACUGCAAAGGAAGAAAGUGAUAAUGACGACGACGGCAAAGAGAGUAAUAGUGAUGAUGAUGAUGAUGAUGAUGAUGAUGACAGUGAUGAGGAUGAAGAUGAGAAGCAAGCUGUGAAACCACCCUCCCAGUCAGACUCUCGCAACUACAAAGUCCUCAGUGAUUUCCAAGGAGAGGAGGAAGGAGAUCUGUCUGUUCAGAGGGGGGACGUAUUGAGGAUUAUCAGGAAGACGGCAGAUGGAUGGUGGCUGGCUCAGGACAGUGAAGGCAACAGAGGAGUGGUUCCAAAAACCUACCUGAAGAUUGACUCUGGUGUUGAUGACGAUGAUGAUGAUGAUGAUGAAAAUGAGGAGGAGUCAUCUGAGGAGGAGGAAGAGCAAGAUGGUGAAGAGCUGACUGAUGACAAACAGAGUGGGGCCUCACAUUCUAACUGGUCCACUGUGAGAAAGGCUCUGACUGAGAUUGAUGCAACAGAUGUGCUCUCUGCCAUGGGGGCUAUACCUUCAGGUUUCAGACCAUCAACUCUCAAUAAACUGCUGGUGGAGGAAGGUCUAACAUACAGAGGAAGUCACCAUAUUCAGCCUGAACUCAGCCAAUCACAGCUCUCCUUUAAAGACCUCUUUCUGGACCCAGACACUGGCAGGGUUCGUGCUCGGCAGGUCCGCACUUGUGUCAGUUUCACUUUGUGGAGCUGCAAGAUGAUUCCCACCCCGGGGGUCGGAGUUCAGGUCCUGAGCCGACACAUACGCAUCUGUGCCUUCGAUGGAACUCAGGUGUUGAGUAACAUCCACACAGUGAGAGCAACUUACAACCCUAAGAGCCCAAAGACCUGGAGCUUCUCUCCGAGGAUGACAGGUAUCCUACCCACCCUCCUAGACGGAGACUGUUUCCUUCGCUGCAACUCUGCAUCUCCUGACCUCGGGAUCCUCUUUGAGCUGGGGGUCACUUUUAUACGGAAUUCGACUGGUGAGAGAGGAGAACUGAGCUGCGGCUGGGCUUUCCUCAAACUGACCGACGACACAAGAAAUCCACUCCCCAAUAGGACCUAUGAGCUGCAGGUGAACGGUGGAACUCCCUACGAGAAGGACGUAGCCAUGGAAGCUUCAGUCACCAGAGGAUCUCCAGCCGCUGGUGUUUUCCAGCAGAUCCUUCAGGCCAGGCGGCAGCCCAGACUGAUGGUGAAGUUAAAAUCAAUCAACAGUCGCACCAGAACGCAGCUCAGUCUCCUCCCCGACACUCUGCUGCACUGUCUGAGCUGUGUCCACCUGCUGGCUCUGCACAGACAACUGUUAGCGGACACUCUACUGAUGGACAGGCCCACCAUGCAGAAUGCAGAUCUCAUAUGCAGUCCUGUACUUUCCACAUUUCCUGUUCUGUUGGACCAACUUGACCUGCUGGAUGCUCUCAGGGGUGCGUGGCUGGAAACUGAGAUCAACAUGAGCAGAGCACAGAAGAGAGACUUGUCUUUCGUCAAACAGGAGUUUGUAAAAGUCUACAUGUCGUCCGUCUAUUUCUUCCUCCACUCGCCCUCGCUGCCCGGUCACCGCUGGGCCGACCCUCCCUCAGAGGAGCAGCGGGCCAGAGCCAUCUACGCCACCCUGGAUUCUCUGAAACACCAGCAGCACACCACGGGACAAUCGGGAUGUCCGGAGGUCUUUGUCGACCCCAUGCACCGUCACAACGCCUUUGAUAUCACAGAGUUGACCUUUGACCUCCUCCAUGUAGCCCGGUGAUGAUUACAUUACAUCAAUCAAGUACAACUUGAUUUGAUUUUUAUGAAAUAAUUUAAAUUAUUUGUAUUCUAGGUAUCAGCUUGGUUAAUUAACAUGAAUAAAACCCUUGAAAGUGCCAUAAAUUCAUUUAUGAAACACGUAAACUUAAAGAAUGAAGCUGGCAAUGUUCUUUAUUUUUGUUAAUGUGACAGACUAUGAUAGGUUACUUCAAAAAUCCACUGUGUUCUGCUGAAGAUGUAAAAAACAUGUUCAUGAAUAA
This is a messenger RNA of Paralichthys olivaceus (Japanese flounder), 2427 nucleotides long. RefSeq names its product nephronophthisis 1 (gene nphp1). The record is from RefSeq and is a predicted model, not a curated record. Gene Ontology annotation, molecular function: protein binding. Gene Ontology annotation, biological process: protein localization involved in establishment of planar polarity. Gene Ontology annotation, cellular component: cytoplasm; cilium. NCBI's taxonomy places the organism in Eukaryota, Metazoa, Chordata, Actinopteri, Pleuronectiformes, Paralichthyidae.